AUGCUUAUCUUUGGUAAGCCCGUGGGUACCCAGUUUUCUGGCAGUCUCAUGCCUAUGGGUACCAGCUUUCUGCUGCAGUCUCGUAGUAGGGCCGAAGUAUUUUGUUUAAGAAAAUCUUUUCAUAUGAAUACGCAAGAAUAUUUGUUUAACUGA
Messenger RNA from Funneliformis mosseae, 153 nucleotides. The record is from the annotation of a GenBank genome assembly. NCBI's taxonomy places the organism in Eukaryota, Fungi, Glomeromycota, Glomeromycetes, Glomerales, Glomeraceae.